GAGAAGAGAGUAUCAGUAAUGCCAGGAUCCCCUGUGGAAGUCAAGAUACAGUCAAGAUCUUCUCCAUCCAGUAUGCCACCUUUACCACCUGUCAACCCCAGUGGCCCCCGGCCUGUUUCAUUUACCCCAGCAGCAUUAUCUAAUGGGAUGAAUCAUUCUCCCCCUACUUUGAAUGGAGCUCCUUCACCUCCCCAGAGGUUCAGCAAUGGUCCUGCAUCAUCUUCCUCAUCUUCACUGACGAAUCAACAGCUCCCAGCUACCUGUGGGGCUCGUCAGCUGAGCAAACUGAAACGCUUUCUUACCACCCUUCAACAGUUUGGCAAUGAUAUUUCACCAGAAAUUGGAGAAAAGGUCCGGACUCUUGUUUUGGCAUUAGUGAAUUCAACAGUGACAAUAGAAGAAUUUCAUUGCAAGCUUCAGGAGGCUACUAAUUUCCCUUUGCGUCCAUUUGUAAUUCCAUUCUUAAAGGCCAACCUUCCUCUCCUCCAGAGGGAAUUGUUGCACUGUGCUAGAGCAGCCAAGCAAACCCCUUCUCAGUACUUGGCCCAACAUGAGCAUAUUCUGCUGAAUACAAACACAGCAUCCCCAGCUGACUCUUCAGAAUUGCUAAUGGAAGUAAAUGGAAAUGGAAAGAGGCACAGUCCAGACAGAAGGGAAGAGAAUAACUUUGAGAGAGAACCAAUCCCUUCAGAGCCUCCUGCCAAAAGAGUUUGCACCAUUAGCCCAGCACCUCGACACAGUCCAUCCCUCAUGCUGCCUAUUAUUAACCCAGCUGGGCAAUUUCAUCCUACACCUCCUCCACUCCAGCAUUAUACCCUAGAAGACAUUGCAACAUCCCAUUUGUAUAGAGAUGCAAGCAAGAUGCUGGAACACAGGGAUUUGCGAGAAAGACAUAGUAUAGGAUUAAAUGGAGGUUACCAGGAUGAACUGGUGGAUCAUCGCCUAACAGAGAGGGAAUGGGCUGAUGAAUGGAAGCAUCUGGAUCAUGCAUUGAAUUGUAUUAUGGAAAUGGUAGAGAAGACCAGGCGUUCCAUGGCUGUCCUCCGCCGUUGUCAAGAAGCUGACAGGGAAGAGCUCAAUUACUGGAAAAGGCGAUGCAGUGAGCCCACCGAGCCACGGAAAGGAGGGAGCGAUUCAACUAUGCGGCAACAUAGUCCUGGGAGCUCAGACUCAAUCAGCAGUGAAUCUCAGCGGGAGUUCAGUAGCAGGCCAGGAACAGCUGGUUAUGUCACAGAAGAGAUAUGGAAAAAGGCUGAAGAAGCUGUGAAUGAAGUCAAACGCCAGGCUAUGUCUGAAGUCCAAAAAGCAGUAGCAGAGGCUGAGCAGAAGGCAUUUGAAAUGAUUGCAUCAGAAAGAGCUAGAAUGGAGCAGACCAUUGCUGAUGCCAAACGCCAAGCUACAGAAGAUGCUUUCCUAGUGAUUAAUGAGCAAGAAGAAUCGACAGAGAGCUGCUGGAAUUGUGGCCGCAAAGCCAGUGAGACAUGCAGUGGAUGUAACAUUGCUCGUUAUUGUGGCUCCUUCUGCCAGCACAAAGAUUGGGAGAGACAUCAUCGAAUCUGUGGGCAAGGCCUGCACAGCCAAGUUAAGCCAGCGUCCUUAUCAGCCAGUCGGCCUUCAGCAGCCACCCUCAAUGUAGUUGAUGGAAUAGCAAGUCCAGCUCUGGAAAAAACAUCCGCAACCACUUCUCGAUCCUCCACUCCAGCUUCUGUAACUGCAGUAGAUACAAAUGCACUCUAAAAGGGAACUCUGCAUUCAAUACGUUUUUUGUUAUUUUGUACUUUGGAAAACAGAAACCUCAAUA
Molecule: messenger RNA, 1801 nt
Organism: Protobothrops mucrosquamatus (brown spotted pit viper)
Lineage: Eukaryota; Metazoa; Chordata; Lepidosauria; Squamata; Viperidae
Gene: CBFA2T2
Product: CBFA2/RUNX1 partner transcriptional co-repressor 2
Exons: 10
Coding region: 19-1737 (572 amino acids)
Biological process (GO): negative regulation of DNA-templated transcription; DNA-templated transcription
Cellular component (GO): nucleus
Molecular function (GO): transcription corepressor activity
Source: RefSeq, a predicted model, not a curated record